Soboliphyme baturini is the source of this 444-nucleotide messenger RNA. NCBI's taxonomy places the organism in Eukaryota, Metazoa, Nematoda, Enoplea, Dioctophymatida, Soboliphymatidae. The record is from the annotation of a GenBank genome assembly.
AUGUCCAGCGAUGCCCUUCGCUUUUAUUACUUACGCCUAAUGUCACGAAAGCAGUCCGAAGAUGUGCACGACGUUAAAAUAACUCAGCCGAAGUUCGUACGUUGGAGCGACACGUCGAAUGUGCCUGGCACGUUGGACGAAGAUGCCGAGCUGGAAGUAAGCACUACUCGGUUCUGUGUGUGUUUGUCGGCUGAGUGCGAGGCGGCCGCUCACGCGGUGGUCACUCCUCUUGUCCGGUCUCUGUCCACCAUGACGUCGUUAAACAACUACCUGGCCAGCGCAAGCUCUUUUCUGCCGCUGUUCGCAAGAGCAGUCGUGCAGUCGCAAACACUACGGCACCUAAUCGUCUACGUCCGUCCGCUACCUCUGCUUCCCCAGCGAGUGAUGUCCCCUCACACGAGUCUGCCGCUACCGCUGUCGCUGUCGCCUCCGUCGUCUAACUGA